AAGAAGAAGAAGAAGUAGAGUGGGAGGAGUAAGCUUCUCGAAAAUGUCGGAGUAUGCCACAGUCCAGAAGAGUGCACUGAAAAUAAAAGGCCUGGGAAACAUUUCAGCAGGCAAAAAGAAGAAGAAGAAGGAUAAAGAGAGUAAGCAUCGCUUGGAGCAGGUCGUGACGAGUCAAAACGAGGAGGAGGUGAAAACCAAGAAAGCCUAUGUUGACAAAAGGACACCGGCACAAAUGGCCUUUGACAAGAUGCAAGAGAAGAGACAAAUGGAGAGGAUAUUGAACAAAGCUUCAAAGACACACAAACACAGAGUUGAGGAUUUCAAUCGCCACCUGGACACCCUGACGGAGCAUUAUGAUAUUCCCAAGGUCAGCUGGACCAAAUAGAAGAGGAGCAAAUGUUCACCAUGUUAUUUUAUUUACUGCUUGUGCAAAAAUCUCAUUUUUUGAAAUGUUUUCUAUAUAUUUGAACAAUUAGAAUUUGUUCAACUGGCAACCAUUUAUUCUUUGGUUGUAAUUCCUGGUGUAUACAAUAAAGGAUUUGAGUAAACAUAA
Messenger RNA from Seriola dumerili (greater amberjack), 553 nucleotides. RefSeq names its product family with sequence similarity 32 member A (gene fam32a). NCBI's taxonomy places the organism in Eukaryota, Metazoa, Chordata, Actinopteri, Carangiformes, Carangidae. The transcript has 4 exons. The record is from RefSeq and is a predicted model, not a curated record. Gene Ontology annotation, cellular component: nucleolus. Bases 44 to 385 code for a protein of 113 amino acids.